Molecule: messenger RNA, 1071 nt
Organism: Ramularia collo-cygni
Lineage: Eukaryota; Fungi; Ascomycota; Dothideomycetes; Mycosphaerellales; Mycosphaerellaceae
Product: probable methyltransferase
Exons: 1
Coding region: 1-1071 (356 amino acids)
Biological process (GO): mitochondrial respiratory chain complex I assembly
Cellular component (GO): mitochondrion
Source: RefSeq, a predicted model, not a curated record
AUGCGCUCAUCACUCAUUCGGGUCACUGCGAAACGUUCGUUAUGGAGACUACCUCUCCAGCGAUCGUACGCCAUUCAGGCGCCUGGAUCUCCGGCCAUUGCUUCGGUAUUCGACAACCGGACGAAGUGGAUCCAAAAGGAGCGCGCCGCGAACGAUACCACACACAGUCGACAAGUCGAUUAUCUCCGAGAUGAGGUCGCCAUGCGACUCUGUGAUCGAGUCCUGGACAUCAACCGAAAUUUUCCUAGAGUGCUUGAUUUUGGGGCAAACGCCUGUAAUAUUGCGCGAGCCUUGACCCGCCCAGAUCCAGACCCAGAAUCAGCGAAGCCAUCUGUCGAGCCGAUCGGCAAGAAGAUUGAGAGCAUUGUCUGCGCCGACACAAGUCCAACGUUGCUGUAUAGAGAUCAGGAUGAGCCUUUCAAUAAAGAGAUCAAUAUCACAAGAGAGGUGCUGCAAAGUCCAGAAUAUGUGCCAUACGAGCCAGAGACAUUUGACCUCGUCAUGUCCUCGCUAUCAAUGCACUGGAUCAAUGAUCUGCCCUCUGUCCUGGCGCAAAUCAACAACUGCCUCAAGCCAGAUGCGCCGUUCAUUGCGGCCAUGAGUGGAGGUGACAGUUUAUUCGAGUUGCGAGGGUCAUUGCAGCUGGCAGAAUCAGAGCGCCUGGGUGGCAUUGGAACACACAUAUCACCACUUGCAGACGUGCGAGAUGUAGGAAAUCUGCUCUCGCGUGCCGGCUUCAAACUUUUGACGGUUGAUGUUGACGACAUCAUCGUCGACUAUCCGAACACUUUCGCACUUAUGUCAGAUCUGCAAGCAAUGGGAGAGGCAAAUGCAGCAUUACGACGAGAGCCGGGUGGCAUCAGCAAGGAUGUGCUACUAGCAACGGAAGCCAUAUACAGAGAGAUGUAUGGCGAGGAGCAGGAGGAUGGUACAAUCACCAUACCGGCCACGUUCAGGACCAUCUAUAUGAUUGGGUGGAAAGAGGGUGCCGCGACACCAAAACCGCUUGAACGAGGGAGCGGAGACGUGAACUUGAAAGAGCUGUUUGGAGGAGGUGGUGGUGGUGUCUAG